AUGACAGAACAAGACUCCCACUCGCUUCACUCCCACCUCUCCACCGAAGCAACCCUCGGCAUCAUCUUCGGCAUCCUCACGAUCGUGGCUACCAUCGCCAGUAUCCGAUGCAAAGAUUCCAUCUGCUCUCACAUCGCGCGCUUUUAUUGCCGGUCGCGUCGGCGGAGAGCUGGUGCGUGUGACCUAGAAAAUGCGGCUACGGUAACGCAACGAUCGGAAUGUAUCGUGCCGUGUCGUGAUACGCUGGAGUUGCGGUACUGGCCAUCGCCGUAUGAGGCUAGCCAGAUGGAGAUGAGGGAGUGGGAUCGAGUGAGGAGGAGCGGGAGUGUGGAAGAGGAGAGGGGGCUGGAGAGAGGGUGA
Molecule: messenger RNA, 360 nt
Organism: Mytilinidion resinicola
Lineage: Eukaryota; Fungi; Ascomycota; Dothideomycetes; Mytilinidiales; Mytilinidiaceae
Exons: 2
Coding region: 1-360 (119 amino acids)
Source: RefSeq, a predicted model, not a curated record